AUGAAACAUCUAAAAGAAGAGCAUGAAUACCAAAGAGAGUUAUUGUCAAAAUGCCUGAAAGAUAAUGAGAAUGAUAAAAAUCUUUUGAAAAAACAAGAAGAGAUGAUCAAUUGGUAUGUGAUAAUUCUCAACGAAAAUAAAAUAACAAUCGAAGAAAAUUACAGGAAAAUACAACAAUAUAGGCAAGAGUUAGAAGAAUUGAGGAAAAAUAUCAGUAGAAGAGACAGGAAUAUUGAAGCAUUUACUAAAGAGAAAGAAGAAAUAAAAGUUGAGUUUGAUAAGAAGAUUCUUGAAAUUACAAAUAGAGGGGAAGAAACUCAUAGAAUACAGUUGCAAAAAGUUGAAAGCGAGCUGAAAAAUGCAAUAAUCGCACUGCAAAACGAGCUGAGUUCUUUUAAAUCAUUAUGCUCUCUAAAAAUCGGAACACUUGAAGAUGAAUUAAAGAAGCAGACUGAAGGAAAAAACAAAGAAAUUAUUAGUCUUAAUGGAACAAUAAAAGGUCUUACUUCUGAAAAAUUCAAAUCAGAAGAAAUUAUUGGUAAAAAGGAUAAAGAAAUCACUAAUCUACAAUAUAGAAUAAAUGGCCUUAUGGAUGAGAAUGAAAAACUAAAGUGUGAAGCUGCAAAGAAUAAAGGAAGCACACUAUUUUUGAUAGAUAUGCAAGAAUUAAAAGAAGAAAAUGAAAGGUUGAGUCUUCAGAUAACUAAUUCACGUAAACAACUAGAAACAGUUCAGGUAGAAAUCCAAAGUCUAAAAAAAGAAAAUGAAAGAUUAAAGCUCCAAAUAAGUAAUUUUAGUAAGCAAUCUAGUAAUUUACCUACAAGUAGUAGCAAAGUUAUAGAUAGACCCCAAACUAUGAGUAAUCUAAAAACAGCACACGGAGUAGAAAGCAGCGAGACGAGAAUUACUAGAAAACAAGAAUCUCUUUCUGAAGUGAUAGAAUAUGAAGAAAACGAAAAAGUGGUAGAGGAUCCAGGAGAAGCAAUUAUAGAAAUAGUAGGAAAUUCUGAUCAUUCAACAGGCUAUUGCAUGAGAAUGAUUAUUGAGGCAUAUGAUAACAAUUCAAAAAAAGAUAUGAUGGAAAUUGCUUACAAAUCCUUAAGUACUUUAAGAGAAUUUAAUGAUCCAAAGUAUGAAAAACUUACUAAAAGAAUUGAGCAAAUAAUCAAUAAUGAAGAAGUGGACUUAGAAGGUUAUGCUGAACUUGUGGAUUUUUGUAAGAAACUGCUUAAUGAAUAA
Molecule: messenger RNA, 1239 nt
Organism: Blepharisma stoltei
Lineage: Eukaryota; Ciliophora; Heterotrichea; Heterotrichida; Blepharismidae
Source: the annotation of a GenBank genome assembly